Messenger RNA from Ciona intestinalis (vase tunicate), 1901 nucleotides. Lineage: Eukaryota; Metazoa; Chordata; Ascidiacea; Phlebobranchia; Cionidae. The record is from RefSeq and is a predicted model, not a curated record.
UUAAACGUCUUUUAUUCACAGAGAAACUUAUAUAGUUACCUAGUUAAUCUUCGUUCCUAUUAAAAACAAACUUACGUAUUUCAAGAUGGCGGCCGAUUUAAACAACCUGCCAAACUACGACUGGGUUUACGGUGGCGAGGCGGGAACGGACACCUACAUUCCCGGCAAAGAGAACGGCCAACUCCCGAUCUAUCCGGGCGAUUACCCAGACUUUCCCGACAAUGGUUCUUUAUUGUCGCCGGGCAUCGGGCGUAUGAAUUGCUCAGGUCGUGAAAGUUUCUACCCCGACGUGAUGGAGUCGUACCCCUCAAGUCAAAUAGUGGUACCAAUUGUUUACUGCAUCAUGUGUCUAAUCGGAUUAAUCGGCAACGGCCUGGUGAUGUUUGUUAUCUUCGGGAGCAAGGAAAUGACAAAAACCGUGGCAAAUAUUUACGUGUGGAAUCUUACAGUGGCAGACACCUUGCUGUUGGUUUCACUCCCUUUUAAUUCGACCCAAAGGCUCUUACUGAACUGGCCUUUUGGUUCAGGAAUGUGCAAGAUCGUGGAAACCGUCAAGUAUUUGAACUACUUCGCCAGCGUAUUCUUCUUGACAGCGAUGUCCAUCGACCGUUACAUUGCUGUGGCAUAUGUUGUUACUUCAGGGAGGUGGCGAACCAGUCGGAACACUUUCUUUGUAUGUGCUGCGAUUUGGAUGGUCUCUCUCGUGAUAGUGAUACCACUGCUUAUCCACACAAAGAUUCAUGGAGGAAUGUGUGCCCUUGUGUUCAACAUUCAAGAGAACAACGAUUCUUGGGACAUGCUACCAGAUGAAGAAGUCGUGUAUGAUUAUGGAGAUUACUACGACUGUAAUCUGGUCACUGCAGAAGACUUGGCAAUGAUAGAAAAUCUAAAACGAAGAAUUAGCGAAGAGGAAAGUUCUGGAGAAAAUGAUAACACCACAAUGCUGAUGCAACAGAUUGAAGACAAAGAGAAAAAGCUAGCAGAUGAUGAAAAGCUUAAUUGCAAACACCCGGAUUCAAAGACCUUUCACGCCGUGAUCAUUUUCACGUUUGUGAUAGGCUUCGUGAUACCUUUCAUCAUAAUAUCUGCAUGUUAUAUCAUGAUUAUAGUGAAAUUGCAGCAACCUUCAGGGGCUAAAACAAGAUCAAGACAGGCGGAAAGAACCCGGCGUAAAAUUACCCGCAUGGUGGUAGCAUUGGUCAUUGCUUUCUUUAUCUGCCGCUUACCUUUCUACGUGUGGCAUUUGGUUCUAAUACCUGGUGUUGACGUCAGCCCCGGUGUGUGUCAUGACGUCAGAGACUUUACGUUCUGCCUGGGAUUUAUAAACAGCUGCCUUAACCCGAUCCUGUACACCUUCCUUGGUCAUAACUUCCAAGAAAGACUUAGAAAGAGCAUCUCAAUAUCGUUGCAUUCGUUUUCGUUUACAAACUUUACCAAGUUUACCACCAACACUGUAAGUCGAGCUGAAACUGCCGCUCAAAGUAAAAAGAUGGACACCAGUCACAUUGAAGUUGAACCUAUAGUAAAAACCACACAGCCUCUCUACCACCCGGUCCGAGAGGAAGAUCUUAUUUUAGCUGGCGAAAAACCCGCCACCAACGGCGCUAACGCCACGCUUCUCGAGGAGCGAGAGAAAUAAAACAGCGCAACCAAGCGGUAAGAAAUAACAAAACUUUCGCCCGCGAGAGGGAGCAAAAAUCACAUUUUUGUUGCUAUGGUAAUACGCUGCACUCGCGGUGGAUAUCUUCACACUGAUUGGUUUUACUAAGAAGACGCAACCCACAAACUCAAGCCAUUUCUUCUCUGUGUACAUAAACAUCAUAUAUCACUAUUGAAGUGUGUAAUAAAAUUUAUUCGUCUCCGCGCGUGCUCCUACAUUAGUAAACAAAGACUCUAAAGGA